Messenger RNA from Entrophospora candida, 1236 nucleotides. The record is from the annotation of a GenBank genome assembly. NCBI's taxonomy places the organism in Eukaryota, Fungi, Glomeromycota, Glomeromycetes, Entrophosporales, Entrophosporaceae.
AUGGCACAUUGUUGUAUUCAACAUAAAAGAAAAAAUCAAUUUGCUCAAGAAGAUGAAUUAUCAUCAUCGGGUGGAUUUAUUCCUUAUCUACGCAAAUUACAUUCAACUCAAGGUCAUGUAGUAAAGCCUGAAGGACCACUUUUUGAGAAUACUAUUUCCGUGACAGAUCCUCGGAUUAUAAAAUCAACAUUAUCAAUAGGUGAUAGGCCUAAUUUUUUGUUCAAAUUUUUGGAACCAAUGUUUGGGCAAGAUAAUUUUCAAAUAUUUGAAGCUGAUAGAGCUGCCAAAUUUCGUGAAUUGGUUGGGCCAGCUUUAGGACAUGAAGAUAUUGGGAUUGAAUUGAUUAGUCAAUGGGAAAAAAUCUUGAAUUCAAAUAAAGAUGCCAUAUUUAGAAUGCAAGAUGAAUCACUUGAGUUUUCUUUACGGGCAACAAUGAGGGCAAUCAUAAGUAUAGAUAAACCACAAGAUCUUGAUUUAAAAGCAUUCAAACAUGCAUAUGAUAUUGCAUUAAGUGGUUUAUUUGAUAAACAAUUUGGUAUGCUGGAAGCAUCACGUGAAGAAGAAUUUCAAAAUUCUAUUAAUUAUUUACAAGAAACUUUAAAGAAUCUAAUUUCUAAAAGAAGAGGAAGGACUAAUGUUAAUGGUGCAAUUUCUUGGACUAUAUUCGAAUUAACACAAAAUAUUGAAAUUCAAAAAAAACUUCAAGAAGAAAUUGAUCAAGUGUUAAAAUGUCAUUUACCCACAUUUGAAGAUUUAUCAAAAAUGGAUUACUUGACUCAAGUUGUUAAAGAAUCUUUGAGAGUUCAUCCACCUGGAGCAUUUUGUGCACGCUUCUUAAAAUCAGAUAUGAAUGUUGAAAAAAUUACAACAACAACAAAAUCUUCAUUGUCAUCUUCAUCAAUUGAACCUCACAAGAUUGAUAAUAGUCUUUUAUUAAAAUCAAAUACAACCAUCUUAUAUCCAAUUCCAUUGUUACAUGAAAACCCAAACUUUUUUGAAAAUCCAUUGGAAUUCAAACCAUCAAGAUUUGCCACCACCACCAAAACUAUUAAACCAUCAACUUAUUGUCCAUUUGGCUUUGGUGCUAGAAUUUGCCCAGCUGAAAGACUUGCAUUGUUAGAUGUCAAAAUGAUGAUUUGUCUUAUCUUCCAAAAAUUCAAUGUUGAAUUAGCAAUGAACUUAAAUGAUGUUCAGAAAGAAGAAAGAUUUGUUGUUAUGGCUAAAAAUGAUAUAAUG